Molecule: messenger RNA, 813 nt
Organism: Achroia grisella
Lineage: Eukaryota; Metazoa; Arthropoda; Insecta; Lepidoptera; Pyralidae
Gene: slv
Product: sugar transporter SWEET1
Exons: 5
Coding region: 35-700 (221 amino acids)
Biological process (GO): carbohydrate transport
Cellular component (GO): membrane
Molecular function (GO): sugar transmembrane transporter activity
Source: RefSeq, a predicted model, not a curated record
GUUUUGUUUUAAGUAUUGACAGGAGAAUUUAAAGAUGCAUUUAUCUGAUGCGAGGGAUUUAGUUAGCGGAUUGGCUGUUAUAACAACAGUAUUACAGUUUCUAUCGGGCACGCUUGUUUGUAAACAGUAUGUAAAGAACCAAACAACUGCAGAAUCAUCACCACUGCCAUUUCUGUGUGGUGUAUUAUCAUGUGCUUUGUGGCUUCUUUAUGGCUUAACAAAACAUGAUGACAAAAUAGUACUAGUCAAUACUAUUGGUGUCUCAUUAAUGGCAUCAUACACACUUGUGUUUUAUGUUUACACUUUUAAGAAGUCCUCUCUACUUAAACAAAUAUUUCUGACAGUGUUGGUAUCAAUUUUCUUCAUUGGUUAUGUGACUUUUGAGGAGGAUAAUGACCUGCUCUUGAGUCGUUUAGGUCUUAUAGCAUGCUCUCUUACUUUAAUUACAAUUGCUGCACCAAUGAGUAAGCUUGUAUAUGUAUUGAAGGUGAAGAAUACAGAGUGUUUACCAUUUCCAAUGAUUUUGAUGUCAUUUUUCGUGUCUGCAUUAUGGUUUUUAUAUGGACUAAUAGAAGAGGAUCCCUAUUUAAUUUUGCCAAAUUUUAUUGGUGCAGUGUUAGCAGCAAGUCAACUGUCCCUGUUUCUGAUAUAUCCUCGCAAUCCGCAGUCUCCAAGUUUCACGAAGAGUAUUCUAGCAUAAAUUGUGAUAUUUUGUAUGGUAGUAUAAUUAUCUUAGUUCCUAUUCAUAGAAAUUUUGUUGCAUUUCAAACUUGUCAUAAUUUUAACUAAUUUAUUUUUCCAGUGUAAAUAGAU